Molecule: messenger RNA, 1443 nt
Organism: Phytomonas sp. Hart1
Lineage: Eukaryota; Euglenozoa; Kinetoplastea; Trypanosomatida; Trypanosomatidae
Source: the annotation of a GenBank genome assembly
GAUGUGGAAUUGUUUUCAGUGCUUUUUUACAAUUAUUUACUAGAUUUGAACAACUAACGACGAUUUUUCAUAGGAAAACAGAAUUAAUUGAAGGAAUAAUAAAACAAUGCGUCAGCGUUUUUUAAAAAAACAUGACGCCUCCGCCCCUCAUAGUGAACCCAUAAAUCAACAUCAAUCUCAAGACUCUACAAACACCCCGGAAUUUGAAGAAAUAAUACGUCACAACUCUCAAGAAGUUACCUGUCUUGAUCAUUUUAAAAACACGCCAAUGUGUGGAGUGACAGAGGCUUUUUUCAUUGUUAUGGAUAUCUUACCCCGUCCCCUUAUCUCUUGCUUGGUUCCGGACAUUCCUUUGCAUUUUAAAAACAUGCUAACAAACAUUUCUGAAGAUUAUAUCAAACCCUACAAUCGCGAAAACCCUUCGCAUGUGGAUCUGCUUCGCCGUUUAUGGAAAGGCCAUCACAAAGUGAUGUUUAACGAUAUCCCUUUUGAAUUUGUUCACGAAAGAUGGAGAGAGCUCGGCUUUCAAUCAGAUGACCCGUCAAGAGAUUUUAGAGCUGCUGGGAUUUUUGCCCUCGGUCAACUCGUGUAUUUAGUGGAAACCUAUCCCAAUCACUGGAGCCGAUUUCUCGCCUCAAAGGAUUUUAUUCUUUCUUGCGUCGCCAUUAAUGUAAGUAUGCGUAUUAUCACGUUGCUAGAGCUGAUCCCGAUGUUUAAUGUCUAUUCAUCGAAAUUUUCACAGAAUUACACCACUUUGUCAGCAAAGGCGAGGCUCUGCAAUUUAAUUUACAGCACAAACAGUAAAGUUUCAUUCUGCUUGUUGGCAGAUGUGUUUUGCUGUUACAUGUGCGUACUCGAGAAGACUUGGGUGGAGUCUGGGAAGAGUUUGCUUGAGUUUAAUCAAGUCCUCGAGAAGUUUUUGAAAAGGUUUGAUCGAACAAUAUGCAUGUCAAAAUCUAUCGACGAUUUGUAUACUUUAUAGAAAAUGGAAAAAAAAUGAAUGGAUGUACGAAGCAAAAGUCAAAGGAAAGGAUAUGAUGUGCAAAAUAUUAUUAUUAUCAUUUCUGCUAAAUAAAAAGGUGUUGAUUCUGAAGAAUAUUAAUUAGCUGUUGCUACAAUAUGUUGAUUAAGUAGUGUAAUAGUAGGGGGGGAAGGUUUUUUGUUUUAAGAAAAGUAGUCGGCAUCAAUGUUAUACUUACUAUGUGUUUAAUUUUAGUACCGCGCUUUCCCUAUUCCCUCCCCUCACCCCCUUCAUACAACUCCCUUCGAUGUUUAUUUAUUUAUCAAAACUAUAUCUUUAGCUUUAUCUCUUUGGGCCCAUUCUGGCACUUUAUUUCCCUCCUGAAAUAGGGUAGGGAAAUAAAAGAAAAAAAAAUUAUACUCAACUACAUUUAUACGAUGCAAUGCUAAAAUCAAGUGAUCCAUUCAACAAUAAGGAGGAAA